AUGGCUGUACAACGCACGACAUCCCACGACAGCUCUACGGAGAAAGAAUAUGCCACCCAUGUCGAGGGAGAGGCAGAUAUGGAAGAGUAUGUCUCCCUCUUUCCCCUCUUGGCCAACAAAAGCCUCGAGGAACGUCAGCAGAUCGAAACGAAGCUCAAGCGAAAACUUGAUUGGGCUUUCUUGCCGGUUGUGACGCUCAUGUUGCUGAUGGGCUACCUCGACCGCAUCAACGUGGCAAAUGCUCGGUUGGCCGGUAUGCAGGAUGACCUGCACAUGUCUGACACCAUGUGGUCUGCUGGAAUCUCGCUGUUCUAUGUUGGUUACAUCGUCACUCAGCUUCCUGCCACUGUCUACCUCGCCAAAGGCCUGCCGCGAUGGCAGAUGCCCGCCUAUGUCAUUGCAUGGUCUGUUAUCACAGCAUGCAUGGCCGCAAUGACUUCCGGAUGGUCGUUCUUGGUAUGCCGCUUCAUGGUCGGCGUGGCUGAGGGCCCUUUCCUUCCCAUGGUCAGCUUGAUGACCUCCUCAUGGUACACAAAGGAGGAGGCCCCUCUGAGAAUGGCCAUCUGGCAUGCGGGCAAUAUCGCUUCCAACAUCUUCUCUGGGCUGCUUGCUGCUGGUAUUUUGGAGAACAUGAACGGUCUUGCCGGCAUGCGUGCGUGGCAGUGGUUUGUCAUCAUUGAGGGUAUCGUCGGACUGUUCGUCGCUAUCAUGGGAUUCUGGUGCAUCCCCAACUUCCCUCACAACACGGGAACGUACUUCAUGACCGCCGAGAUGUCAGAGAUGGCCCAAUAUCGAAUGGUCGUCUCGGCAGGUGGGCGGUCGGAGGAUGACGAAGGUGGUGCUUGGGAAGGAGUCAAGCUUGCCUGCAAAGACCCAUUCACCUGGAUUUAUACGGUGCUUCACUUUGGCCUCAUUGUCGCCCUUUCAUUCAAGGAUUUCUUCCCAUCAAUCGUGAAAACUCUCGGUUACUCGAACCUAAUGACCUAUCUCAUCCAAGCUCCGCCGUACAUCUUCGCCUACCUCGCCACUUGUGUAAUCUCCUGGUCCUGGGGAAGACACAUGGAGCAUUGCUGGCAUAUAAUUGGAAGCACAGUUGCAUGCAUCGUCGGCGUUGUCAUCAUGAUCUCCACCCUAAAUGCAGGUGCCCGAUACUUUGGCAUGUUCCUUUUGUGUGCAGGACCUUUUGUUGGCUUGAAUAUUCACAUACCUUGGGAAACAACUAACGUGGCUCGCCCUCGCACAAAGCGUGGUGCUCUGGUUGCCAUUACGAACUGCAUCGCGUCAGUCUCUCACUGGUUCACGCCAUACUUCUUCCUUCGCUCCCAAGAACCCCGCUAUCAGAAUGGUGGCAUUUUGAUCAUUGCAGGCUGUGUCAUGGGCAUUGCCGGUUGCCUUGUUUGCAAAUGGUAUGUCAAGAGACUCAACAAGAAAAUGGAUGAACACGAAGCGGCCAACAACCUGCCAAAGAGGUGGCGGCAACCAGAUGUGUUUGCUGGGAUAGGCUUGGUCGGCAUUUCGGUCUUUCAAGACCAUCUCCUUCCUCGCGAGGAUUUUGCCCGCCGGCACAAUCCUCGCCUUGUCAACGAACGCCGAUCGAGAAUGCUUGCCUGUACACUCUGCCACAAUCGCAAGGUCCGCUGCGAAGUGGACGCCGAAUCAAACACUUGCAUAACAUGCAAGGCUGCGGGAGUAGAGUGCAUUCCGCGCACUAGAAAGCGUCGUCGUGGGGGAGCUGCUCCCAUGACUCAACAGCUCAGCAACAAUGAAAGCCACAAUUACAGCAAUCAACAAACUCAGCACGUUUCGCAGUCAUCUGGGGCAGGCAUAGUAAUGCCGAUGGAGCAUGCCUCAUAUCAGACCCCAUCUACGACCCAAUCGACAACGUAUAUAGGUAGAGGCCAUUAUGUCACAGAUGACGAUGAGAUAGAUGAGACGAGUGCUCGUGCCUUUGCGCCAGCAAAGAUAAAGGUCGGACCUCAUGCAAGCACUCAAAGGGAAACGUUAGUUCUGUGGAAAGCUCUAGAUAUACCUCCUCUUGCAGCCCGUCAAAGCCUGCUGAGUGCAUUCUUAGACUACUGCAACUUAUGGACGCCUGUUCUGGAACAAAAAGAUAUCCAUGAGCUUUCGCAUUUCGAACAAGAACCAACUUCAUUGCUGCUGGCACAAUCAUUAUGGCUGGCCGGUAGUCGAGUCACAAGUUCACCUUCUGUGGUUGCCUUCGCAUCUUCAGACGACUUUUAUCACAGAGCCAAAACAGUCUUCUGGUCUGGAGUAGAGACGGAUGGGUUGUCUGCCAUAAAGGCCUCGCUGAUGCUUCAAUGGACCAUCGAGGGCAAUACGACGAAGGCUGUGGUGAAGUUUGGUGAUUCACUCAUCUCCGUCGCUCAUGGCCGACCGCGAGUCAUCAAUCUCGAUGACAGCGAUGUGCAGCCUCCAAUACCAAGCGACUUCCCAGACUCGCAGUUCGCGUUUCAGCUGUUCUCGGCCUGGGUCGACAUCUGCCAAGUACUUGGAGACAUAUCAUCUUGCUGUAUAAGACGACACAUGUCACGGACAAAAAGACUCUACAUUGAGAGCUCAUUGUACCGCUGGGCAACGAGUCUGCCCCAAGAUCUCCAAGUUGCUCCCAGCAACCAGUCAACGCAUGGCUAUCUUGCAACCAGUCAAAACCUACCGGCACGUCAGCUGUAUCUACCAUAUUUCACUAGCUUGAUAGUGUUUUCUCGUAUGCAGCCUGCGCACUCGGGGGGAUCAGCAACUGCGACGUUGGCUGCAUCGUUCGUAGCCCGCAUUUUUGAGGACUUUCUGGCCAGAGACGAGAUCAAAGUCUUAGCACCGAUAAGCACUCGGUACUGCCUUAUUUCGAGCAUGGCGCUUGUCUCGGUCAUGCCUAAUAAGAGACUGUGGGAUGCUGUACAGCCGGAUCUGGAGAUACUUCAGCUUGCACUUGCGGAGCUAUCGAAACGCUGGCGAUCAGCGAUUGGGGCUUCGAGGGCUCUCCAGAAUGCUAUCAACAAGAGGCAACAACGUGCCCCAAGUUCUACGGCCCACUUUCGAGUGGACUAUAAGGGUUCCCUUGAGUACUUCAAGAUGAUAGACCUCGGCUAUUGCCGUAUAUGGAGCACUAUAAGCCAACAGAUGUCCUCUGGCUCCAGUCCGAUGGCUGCACAAGAGCAAAUUCCAGAGCCUGUACCGCUCCCCGGCAGCAAUGCGUUGGCGACCGACACGUUCAUGGACCCCGGGGAAGCCCUGGAUAUGGGGGCAUUUCAAUUUGAGCAUGUGUAG
Molecule: messenger RNA, 3285 nt
Organism: Fusarium tjaetaba
Lineage: Eukaryota; Fungi; Ascomycota; Sordariomycetes; Hypocreales; Nectriaceae
Product: major facilitator superfamily transporter
Exons: 12
Coding region: 1-3285 (1094 amino acids)
Biological process (GO): transmembrane transport; regulation of DNA-templated transcription
Cellular component (GO): membrane
Molecular function (GO): transmembrane transporter activity; zinc ion binding; DNA-binding transcription factor activity, RNA polymerase II-specific
Source: RefSeq, a predicted model, not a curated record